Cryptosporidium ubiquitum is the source of this 1266-nucleotide messenger RNA. RefSeq names its product dynamin-like protein. NCBI's taxonomy places the organism in Eukaryota, Apicomplexa, Conoidasida, Eucoccidiorida, Cryptosporidiidae. The record is from RefSeq and is a predicted model, not a curated record. Bases 1 to 1266 code for a protein of 421 amino acids. Gene Ontology annotation, cellular component: dynactin complex. The transcript is spliced from 2 exons.
AUGCACAAUUCAAAUGUAUUUUAUUUUAUAAAUGGUGAGCAUCAUGAUCUAAUUAACUGUUAUUAUUGUGAAUCAUGUAAUAAGUUGAUAUCUCAAGAAGAAGUGAAGAUCGAAAUAGAUACUUAUUUUUGCCCCAACUGCCUAGAAAACAUUCCUUCAAGUGAAGCGUUUUCAAGAAAUUUUAGAUGCAUUAAUUGCCAUGAUUGCCCGAGAUGUAUGGCAACAAUUUCUACAAAUAAAUUAAAUCUGGGAAUUGAAUCAAACGAAAAUAAUGGAGGAAUAGUGCAAUUUUCUUAUAAUUGCGGGUUUUGCUAUUUUUCAUUAAAUGCUGAUUAUGGAAUGAAUAUAGUGAGUGAGGUUAAUGAGACAACUAAUAAGGAACCUAGCAAUGGAAGCAAGAAGUUGGGUGCAGUUAAAUACAAAAACAGUUUUAGUCUGCAAGAGUCGAAUUAUUUAUCUCUAAUUUUUGAAAAAAUGAGUAAUUCAAUGGCUAAACAUUUUGAUCCAUAUAUUAUUAAUGAUACGACGAAAUCAAAGAACCUUGAUGAUGAGCAGGAAAAAUUGAAUCCUGCAUUAAGAAUUUUGGAAGAAAAGCAACAAAUUUUAACAAGUUUACUAAAAGAAAAGAACUUGUGGCAAAAUAACGAUAAAUUGAAAUGCCUUUCAAAUAUCAAAAAUUCAUUUCCAAAUUCACCGGAGAAAAAUAAUUUAUCAUAUAGACAAUAUCUAAAUCAUCCAGAAAUUAUAAAUUCAGUUUAUCUAUCAUUAAGAUCAAAUUCAAACAAUGGGGCAAUAUUAUAUCCUUUUGAAAAAAAAUUAUGUGUACAAAUAUCCAAGAGAUGCACAGCAUGUAAACGCCUUGUAAUAAAACCACAGUUGAACCCACUUUCUCAACCGCCAUUUAGAGUUAACUUGAGUGCAAACUUGUUCCUGCCAAACUUCAGAAUAGUUUCUAUCAAGAAUGCUUCGCCCGAUAAUCGUUCUUUUGAAAGAGUUAUAAAAAUUAAGAUUGAAAAUUUAAUGGAUAGGCAAGUCAGAGUUGAUUUCCUACCUGAAAAAGACCAAAAUGAACAACUAUCUAUUGAGAAUUCAAAGAUAUAUUCAAUUUUCCGGAUAGAACCAAAAAGCCUUAAUAUUGAACCUAAAUGGGAUCCAUUAUUAGAACAACAAGAUCAACAAUCAAACAUUUUAGCAAGUGAAAAGCGGGGAGAAUUUGGAACUAGAAUUAACUGCUUUUACAAAUUUCCAAUCCCCUACUGGGAAUGA